This is a messenger RNA of Gadus morhua (Atlantic cod), 3313 nucleotides long. RefSeq names its product sema domain, immunoglobulin domain (Ig), short basic domain, secreted, (semaphorin) 3Ab (gene sema3ab). Bases 37 to 990 code for a protein of 317 amino acids. The transcript is spliced from 4 exons. Gene Ontology annotation, molecular function: chemorepellent activity; semaphorin receptor binding; neuropilin binding. NCBI's taxonomy places the organism in Eukaryota, Metazoa, Chordata, Actinopteri, Gadiformes, Gadidae. Gene Ontology annotation, biological process: semaphorin-plexin signaling pathway; neural crest cell migration; motor neuron axon guidance. The record is from RefSeq and is a predicted model, not a curated record. Gene Ontology annotation, cellular component: plasma membrane; glutamatergic synapse; axon.
CAGCUGUACCUGGGUUCGUCAAUCGGGGUGUCCCAGAUGCCGCUGCACCGCUGCGAGGUGUACGGGAAGGCCUGCGCCGAGUGCUGCCUGGCCCGGGACCCCUACUGCGCCUGGGACGGCACCGAGUGCUCCCGCUACUUCCCCAUGGCCAAGAGACGCACCCGCCGGCAGGACAUCCGCAACGGGGACCCUCUGACCCAGUGCCAGGACCUGCAGCACCAAGAUGAGCUGAACGGGCAGACCACCAUGCUGGAGAAGCGUGUGUACGGCGUGGAGAACAGCAGCACCUUCCUGGAGUGCAGCCCCAAGUCCCAACGCGCCGUCACCUCCUGGAGCUACCAGAAGACCAGCGGUGGGGACCGCAAGCAGGAGGUCAAGGCCGAGGAGCGGUUCGUCCGCACCGAGCAGGGUCUUCUGAUCCGCACGCUGGCCCGGGGCGACUCGGGGCUCUACCUGUGCCAGGCGGUGGAGCACGGCUUCAUGCAGACGCUGGUGCGGGUCGCCCUGGAGGUCAUAGUCACCGAGCGUCUGGAGGACAUGUUGCACCGCGCCGAAGACACUGCCAGCCCCUCCCCCGCCCGGGAUCGUCUCCCUCCUCAUCCACCUCCGCCGCACCUUCCUCCUCCUCCUCCUCCUCCUCCUUCCUCACCGCACCGGGAAUCGCCCAACCAGAAGCUGUGGUACCGGGACUUCCUGUCCCUGGUCGACCACCCCACGCUCAACAGCGUGGACGAGUUCUGCGAGCAGGUGUGGAAGCGGGAGAGGAAGCACAAGCGGCAGAAGGCUCAGCUGCUGCAGCAGGGGCAGAUCCAGCAGCAGCAGCAGCAGCAGCAGGAGCAGCAGAGAGGGCAGAGUCCCGCCGUGCACGCCCACGGGCCUCACGUGCACGCCCACGGGCUGGCAAGCGCCAAGUGGAAACACCUGCAGGAUCGGCAGAAGGGGCGCAACCGGAGGACCCACGAACUAGAGAGGGCGCCACGCAGCGUCUGACGCCCCCGUGACCUUUGACCUUUGGCCAACAAGCGGACCCUGAACUCUGAACUCAAACCUCAUCUUGUUCCUGGUGCACGGAUCACAAGCCCCGCCCCCCGCCCCCUCCCUCCCCAACCCCUCGUUGACGUUUCAUUCCCGUACUGAUAUAUCCCGUACAAUAACAGGCUUCUUCAGACUCUGGAUGGAAAACAGUCACAAUCAUUUCCUGUUCUUCUGGUUGACGUGUAUGUGUGUAUAUGUGUGUGUCUGUGUGUGUGUGUGUGUGUGAGUAUAUGUGCGUGGGCAACCUAUUUUACAGAAACACAGCCUGUAUACAGAGGUCUGUGUCUCAAUACCUGACAAGGUAUUCUGACAGCCAGCCCUGACUAGAUAUAAUCCACACACACACACAGACACACACGCACACCCCCCCACACACACACACACACACACACACACACACACACACACACACACACACACACACACACACACACCCACACGCUUGUCUGGUCCAUCAGUGCCAUAGUGACAUUGUACAGUAGUCAGGUGUCUUUGUUAAUGUACAACUUAAUAGUUCCAUAAGACUAACAGAUCUCAUCCUGCGACAUUUCAUGGCUGGGUAUAAACAGUGAGUGUGUUUUAAAACUUUGUCACAUAGAAAUUGCAGCUUACAGUAGAUAUAAAAUCACAAUAACAGUCAUUGAUUUUUGUUUAUGUGGAGAACAACUGUGAUAUUUUUUGCUUUAACACAGCCAUAGAAAAAAUACAUAAACAAAUCCAACUAUACUAAACGCCUCACUAAAAUAGCUAUAAGCAUCAGCCACAUACCCUCAAUUAUUUCACUUCUACAUGUAUAUAUUCUUCAAAGUCUCCUCAUAUCACAUGGAAUGGAUUGUGAAGCAGCUGGGGGAAAUCUAGAGAAUUGUAUAGAGUUGUGGUGUUUCGUUCCCUAGGUAGGCUCUUCAAAGUACAUGGCAGAGAUGUUUUCUGUUUUUUCGACAUCAACGCGACAUCUUUGUGACGGUCCCUUAGUGAACGUCCGCCAACCUCCUCAUCUCAAAGACAUAUCUGCAGCGACAUAUUGAUUUCAUUAUGCAAUUUAUAUACAAUGUGUUUCCACUGAACAUAUAUUUAUUGGUAUACCAUAAUGUACAUUGUGAAAAUAUUAUUUGAUAUGCAGUUUAUUUUUACAGAAUGAUCUAUUUUUCACAUGACUCGAUUCAUUUCAUGUAUAGGACCAAUCGCUCUCGCCAAUGUUCUGAUGAACAGCAAGAGGUAGAUCAAUAUUUAAACCAGCCAUACUGCAAUACUGAAACUGUAUUUUUCGCACCGUUGUCGCCAUAUAUUCUAAUUUCAACACACAACACACUUUUUCAGCACAUGGUAUAUAAAUACCAGAGUUAGAAGUAUAACAAAAACAACUAUAAUUUAACACCCAAGGAAAACAAUAUUUCUCUCCUAGUCUUUUUCAGGCACUCUCUCUCUCUCGCUCUCUCUCUCUCUGUCUCUUUCUCCAUCACACACACCCACACUCACAUACACAUGUGCAAAAUGAACACAACCGAACACACACAGGGGAGCUGGAAUGUAGCUGUGAACAGUAUGUAAAUAGAAUGGUCUACGGUCUAAAAGAAUGCCACUGUGUAAGAGUGCAUGUGAAUGAUAUUGUAGUGUAUCUAAUUCCUUAUAACGGUGAUAUACUUGUCCUAUAUUGUCACAGUAAUGCUGUUGUUAGCUUAGAGCAGUCCACUAUAUUACUUGUUUCAAAGCUGUAAAUAGUACUACUCAUGAAAUGACUGAUUUUACUGAAGAUCAAUUUCAAAAUUCCUUAUUGGGGGGAUAAAAAAAUAAGGAAUUUGUCUCAGAUAUAUUCAGAUAUUCACAAGUCGUCUUCAAACCGUCCACACUCUGAAUUAAAGGGACGGAUUCCCAGACCAGGGUGUCAACGGGAGACUAACUUCACAAUGCAACACAUCAGUAUAUUAUCCAAUGGUGUUCCUUCUCAGUGUGUCAGAAAAAGGCCACCCUAUUCUAAUCUCCAUGGAGACAAAGCAGCGACGGAGUUCAGUAAGAGGGAAGUCGGGAAGACAAUGACUCAAUGACUAUCGUCGUGGAAACCCGGCCCGCAGAUGAGAAGAUUCGGGUGGGGCGAACUUCGAGCUAACAGUGAAUAUGAACUCGUACUCUGGACAUGAUGAACACGUUUGUUCUGUUGAGUGCGACGGACUCGAGAACUGCACUGCACUGCUGCUGCUGCUAUGGGAAGACGAAAAUAAUUGGCAUGAUAAUGGUGGUGAUGUAAUUUACUUGUCUAAUAAAUGUUUCUUCUUUAAAAGUA